AUGCCACAGGAUCCGCAGACUCAGACCUCCUCACUCCCUCAGACCCGCAGACUCAGACCUCCUCACUCCCUCAGAUCCAGACUCAGACCUCCUCACUCCCCUCAGAUCCAGACUCAGACCUCCUCACUCCCUCAGACCCACAGACUCAGACCUCUUCACUCCCCUCAGACCCACAGACUCAGACCUCUUCACUCCCCUCAGACCCACAGACUCAGACCUCCUCACUCCCCUCAGACCCACAGACUUAGACCUCCUCACUCCCCUCAGACCCACAGACUUAGACCUCCUCACUCCCCUCAGACCCACAGACUUAGACCUCCUCACUCCCUCAGACCCACAGAUUUAGACCUCCUCACUCCCUCAGACCCACAGACACCCACAGACUUAGACCUCCUCACUCCCUCAGACCCACAGACUCAGACCUCCUCACUCCCUCAGACCCACAGACGUAGACCUCCUCACUCCCUCAGACCCACAGACGUAGACCUCCUCACUCCCUCAGACCCAGACUCAGACCUCCUCCCUCCCUCAGACCCACAGACUUAG
Knipowitschia caucasica is the source of this 546-nucleotide messenger RNA. The record is from the annotation of a GenBank genome assembly. Lineage: Eukaryota; Metazoa; Chordata; Actinopteri; Gobiiformes; Gobiidae.